Molecule: messenger RNA, 6796 nt
Organism: Orbicella faveolata
Lineage: Eukaryota; Metazoa; Cnidaria; Anthozoa; Scleractinia; Merulinidae
Product: protein dispatched homolog 3-like
Cellular component (GO): cytoplasm
Source: RefSeq, a predicted model, not a curated record
CAUCACGCAAACAAAAUAAAUAACAUCACGUGACCAAUAAUUCCUAACACAAAGUCCGGCUUGAGUGCCGCGAUGCGAAGAUGGAAGCCGACGAAGCUUGAGGGUUCGUGAUGCUGUAUGCAAAGAGAAUGGUUUUGAAGACCUAUUGAACAUCUGCAAGCGUUGGCGUCUAUUUAUGUUGAUUUUAGGUUGACUUAAGCGGAGUUUCAGAACCAGGAAGGCAAGCAGUUCGCAUCACAUAAGCACCAUGCAAGCGGAACAUUCGCGAAAAGAAAGUGACGACUUCUCCAAACUCUUCCGUGGAACCGAUAGCGAGAACUUAGGACUUAGUAGUGAUAGUCUAACGGUGGGCCCAGCUUUAACAGAACCAACCUUGUCUUUUCACCAGCCGAAGUCAGGUUUCACGUCGUUUCGAGAGUUUUUCUGUCGCGGUACCGGUAGCGCAAGAAUUCGAGUCGAAGCACAAAGACUGCCAGUCAAUGGCCUCAUGGAAGUCUAUGUCCACCCUGUGGUAUCUGUGGUGAUUUUACUUGCUGCCAUACUCAUUCCUUUCGGACUUGGUUACUACGUUUUUCAUCAGGAUUACGUAGUCAGGGGUGAAUAUUUGGUUAUAGACAAGUCGUUAGAAUCUUUUGAGAUUCCGGGGCACAUCAGCUCGCAACGGGAGGAUAUGAUUUCCGUUGCCUCGAAGCUCUCGAAGGAAGUUAAGGCAACUUCAUUGGGAAGAGAGAAACGAUCGCCACACAGAACGACGAGUAAAUCAGGUCCUAAUUAUCAAAAGAAAGCUGCAUGGACCUUGGAGCUUGUUUACUUGGCUAUUGGAGACGACGACUUGAACAUCUUCACAAAAGAGAGGCUCGAAAGUAUUCAUCAAAUUGAGCAAAGUCUCAUGAACCAAGAAGGUUUCACCGACUAUUGUUGGAAAUGGGAAGUGGCGCAGAUAGAUCCUUUUCUUAAAGAUAACUGCACUCCUCCAAUCUCCCUAGUAGACUUCUUUUUCCCUUCUGUCGCUCAAGAGAUGCGGAUAUACGACGGUCGAGGUAUGAAUGACGGCGGUACGAGAUAUAACCUCACGGAAGCAAGUAUUAAAGACAGUUUGCAGCUACUUCUCACUAAACCCUUCACCUACUGGUUUGUGGACGGUUCUUUUUCGAAAGAUAACCAGAAAAGUCGAUUCUUACGUGCUGAAUUGAAGUUUGGCUACCCUUUGAAGUCUGGGGGUAGCAAACGUACUCAAACUAAAGCAUUCAAAAGAUAUUUGGUGAAGUAUGUCGAAGGGUUAAAGAAGUUGUCAACAAACAAAGUGCGAUUAUUGUAUGGUGGAAGCACAAUCUUUGAUUAUGAGGUGGAUAAAACAUUGUGGGCAGACAUCACACUGGCACUCUUCACGAUUCUUUUUGUUGCAGCAUUUGUAUUCAUAUUCACACGUUUCUCCCUUUUCCUGACUAUUUUUGGUAUCAUCAGUAUUGCAACAUCCCUAUGCUUGGCUUACUACCUAUUCCGCAUUGUAGUCAAGGUGAAGAGUCUUGGGAUUCUCAGUGGCAUUUCACUUUUCAUCAUUAUUGGUAUUGGGGUGGAUGAUGUGUUUGUCUUCAUUAACACUUUUCGUCAAGCACACAGUGCUAGAAGUCUGGAAGCUCGCAUGCUUCAUUCCAUCAGCACUGCUGGUAAAGCGACGUUCUUCACGUCGUUUACUACAUCUGUUGCAUUUGCUGCCAACUGCCUUUCUCAGAUGCCUGCAAUUCAUGACUUUGGCCUGUUCAUGGCACUGAUAGUAGGCAGCUGUUGGUUGACUGUGUUCUGUACCAUCCCCCCUGCCCUUAAUUUGUGGCAUCGUUACAUUGCAAAGUGGGAAGCACUACUAUAUCAGCUGUUAUUUGGGUGGAUGGGUUGCAUCUUUGGCAGUGGAGGUUCUGGUCUGCCUGAUGACAUUGUCCAGUUUCUAUCAGGGAAUGACAGGAACCCUGCAGAACAGCAUUCCUCUACCUCAUCCUCUUCAGAAGUGAUGGAACUUUCAAUAAGAAGACCAACACAAGAUGAUGAUGACUCAAUGCUUGUUCAAUUGGACAGCAGUCCUCCUACCUCACAAAACCCAUCUCCGAGUUCCAGUGAUACUGACUUGGCUAUGUAUGAUGAUCCAAACAGUACAUUUGAUCAAGAGGUACCGCUAAUGCGUAACAGAGCAUCACAGUCAAGACCAGCAGUUUCUCAGCAACGCCAGCACAGCAGCUCCCAUUGCUGGUGCGGACUACAGGCCGUUUUGUAUCACUGGUUAGCUGUUCCAAUACAGAAGUAUCGUUUUGUUGUCCUGGUAGUGUUUAUCAUCAUGCUUGGAACAUCCAUAGGCUUGGAUGUACAAAUCCAGCCGUCUACUAAACCACCUGCAUUUUUCAAAGAAAGCACCAAUUUGCAGCAGCUGCUGGAUCUCAAGUACAACAUGAGCAGUGACUCAUUAAACGUGAAUAAUGUAGCUCCAGAACUGAUUGCAAAGAACAUUCAGUCAAAUUUUGUUGAUGAUCCUAUAACCGCGUCAACCCCUACCACAAAAAAACGUAAAGAAUCCAACGUCCUUAAAACACCAACAUCAACACCUACGCCAUCACCUGCAACUGUAGAACAGUCAGGGUCACACCACAAGACAAACAUACUGGGGCCAAAAACUCCAAAAGCUACACCUGCUCCAACUAAAAAGACAACUACUCAACAGAGAAGGAAGUCAUCUAGCCCAGCACAACCUUCAGAAAAGAUCUCUUCUUUAAAACCUCAAACAAAGAGCACAAAGAAACCAACUAAACCUCUUACUCAAAAACCAAAUCGAUCCAAGACCCCAAAUAACAUGUCUGUAACACAAAAGCCAAAACCAGGCAAUUCUGGAAAUGAUGUUGAUUCCACACCUUUGCCAAAUGCAACCUUGGCUACGCCUGAUCCUUUGUGUCCUGAUCCUUGCAAUGCUGUUGCAAAACCCAUCGUGGACUCAUCAUCGACUGUCUACGUGAUACUUGGUUUAAAGAAAAUUGACCGUAGCAGGAUAACCAGAGAACAUGUUAUUGAGCAAAAGGGUGAGGUUAUUCCAGACUAUGAAUUCACAGAGAUGUUGUUAAGCAGCUGGUCAAACUUCAUCAAGUACGCUUGCCGACUAUGCAAAGUUCUGAGUGACAACACGGAACUGGUUCAAGAAGGAGGAGCAGAUUGCUUCCCUCUGUGGAUACUGGACUACAUUAAAGUACACAGACAGCAGAAUCCUCAUGAUCCCUGGAUUAAAGACUGUGUAGACAUAAAGGCACCAACAUUCAGUAUGUCAGGGAAAUCGCGUGCUAAGCUGAUGAGAAUGCCAUCUAAAGACAGGCGUUAUGGAAAUUACACCUUUUGGAUGAAGAUGGCAUUUGAAUCGACUGUUUUCAUGGGCAAGUCUUCCAAGGAGAAAGUAAAAGAUUUUGAUAAAUGGAACAACUUCUUGAAGGAGGAACUCAGUGCUGGCUCCUUCCCUAAGGGUUUCCAGUCAGCUUUCCAAUCCAGCUCAGAGUGGGUUGUCACAUUCAUUGAAGUCAUUGCUGUUAACAGUGCCAUCUACGGCAUUGUAUUCUCACUUGUGUUGUGUCUGGGCUCUGUUGCUGUCUUCACAGCCAACUUCUUCCUUACAUUGAUUGUAAUGAUCACUAUAUUAGGUGUUUUAACAUCAGUGGUAGCCAUAUUUUACCUGGCAUCUUGGCAGCUUGGAGCAGUGGAAGCCAUUUCACUGUCCAUUUUGGUUGGCACGUCAGUGGAUUACUGUGUCCAUCUUGUAGAAGGCUACAUUAUGGCUGGAAAUUCCAUACCAGAUGUGAACUCUUCUAAGGAAAUCCGUGGCUGGAGGACGUUGGCUGCUGUGUCCCACAUCGGCACUGCCAUUCUUAGCUCAGCCAUUACAACUAUAGUAGCAUCAAUACCUUUAUGUCUGACAGUAAUUCAGCUGUUUGCGAAGUUCGGUCAGAUCCUGGCCAUCAACACUGCAGUGUCCAUUUUCUUCACCCUGACAAUAUGCGUAGCUCUACUAUGUAUCAUUGCACCAGUUAGAUUCCGUGCUUCUUGGAAAUCAUCGUUGAUAGCCCUUGGAAUUGUGGUAGUAGUGUAUGGAUUAGGAGCGAUGAUUCUGUACUUUAUAAGUGCAAUGGUAGUUGCCAUCCCAGGUCCUGCAGGACAGCCCUUGUUUUCUUAACUGCAUGCAACUCUUAAAAGAAUUUGAGAGUGUUUGCUCAACUGCAGCUCCUUAAUAGCAGUGUGAGACAAUAAUCUUGUAAAUGGCAACUUGUUUAAUGUAUAUAGGUAACAUUGCUGUAUAGUUCUGAAAAUGAUGAUCCCUCUUACUUUUCUUACUCACCACCUUAGAGAUAAGAAGAAAUCUUGCAAUGGGUGAAUCUCAUGUUGAGGUCACUUGUUAAAGGUUUCAAUAUAAUUUUUAACAGGAGGGAAUCCUCUAGGACCAAGGGACCCCUGAAAAAAUUUGAAAUUCUACUCUUGUAGAAAUGGGUUUUCUAUCAGUUUGGACCACAAAAUCAGUACCACUCAGUUGCCUACAAAAAAAUAUUGUGGAUAACUGAAUUGUAAUAUUCAAGUCCAUCAUUGCAGGUGGAUUUGCUCAUAGUUAUGACAUAUUUAGAGUGGGCUCUCGUGCACAGCAUUUCACAGUGCAUCAAUGAGCGAAUUUGCUCCACAAUUUGAAGAUACCAGGGAAAUACUGCACACUAUAACCAGCAAAAUUGUGGUUUAUUUGACUUAAAAUGAGCUCAACUUUUUAGAAGACUGUUGAAAUACUGAUGGCAAAGUUCUGUUCACAGCUGGUCAAUUUGUCUAGUGGCCAGCCCUUAAUGAAACCCCAACUUGUGAGAUCAUUGCCCCAGUUUUCUUCUUGUUUCUAAAGUGGCGAAUUGGUAUUUUGCAAGAUCUCCUACUAUUGGCACUGACUAGCUUGGGGUACUGCUAAAAUGUAUACCAUAUGUGGAUUAAUCACACUAUCAGCUAAUAGAGGUGUCUGCUCAAUUUGGGUUCAUUUUAAAGAAAAUAUUACAUUGGGACUUAAUGAGGUUGGAAGCUUGCCUUAUUGAGGUUGUCAGCUGCAUAUGAGGUGAUGGGUCUGCUUAAUGCAGUUCUGAUUUCAGGGUGAUUUUACUUUCAGAAAUGUACAGUAUAUUGUAGCUGUUUUAAAUUACAGCAUGCAUCACAAGAAUUCCAUUCUAUUAAUACCUCUUUCAGUGUUUGUGCUGUUGCAAACCUUAUGCAUAUAGCCAUUCACAUGUUCAAAGAAUCUAUUCUUUGCUGCAAGAUUCAGUAUGGUGGCAUAAUUAUCUCUGGCAUUUUGCAGUGGAAAUCUUGUGAUGCAUGGUGCAUUUAUGGAGAAUUUUCAAAUUCGUUGGUAAGCAUCCAUGUUGCUGAAUUAAUGGUGUUACAUAAUUUUUAAACUUGUUUUGGGCAAAAUGUUUGUUUUUACUAGUACCUAGGAUAGCUGUUUAUAUAUUAAAUUAGUAGCCACUCAAUAUGAAUCAAAUAAUUUAGAAUAGAAAAUCGGAGAUGAUAUUUUUGUAAUUUGUUAAGCAGCUUGAUCUAGUCGUUCUCUCUACUCUUCAGAGUGAGAUUAUGACUAUGGUCAUGUUAUUCACUGAUGAGUCAUGCAAAUGAGUCAAGGGGUAACUAGUAUAUUCAGAUGUAGGGAACAAGCAUUGUUUUUGUCCCCCAUAUGCUAUUUUACAGGCGUGUACUCAGCUACCUGGCCCAUAAAUGCAAGUGAGGCACUGGAGGUGACCUUGCUUUGAGACAAAUGUCUCUGGGUUUUUGAUUUAAAUGCCAACUAGUAGCAACUUGAUUUGCCCACCAAAAGCAGUGAGGUCUGUAUCAAAACAAGGUCACCUUCAGCCUUACUGCCAUUCAAAAGCCAAGUUACUGACUGACACAACUGUAACACAACUGUUAAAUGGUCUAUGGGGUCUUUGAGAUUUGACCCUAACCCUGAGGACUUACUGGCAGGCUUGUUGCCAAGCAAUGCGACCUUGUCAUGGUGACAAGAUGACGUAACACACCAGUUUUGAUUACUGCAUACAAUGUGUAAACAAUAAGGAAAAUGGAAAUUUGUCCUUUGGGUAACUUACAAGUAGGAGCAGUUUUAAAAUGCUGCAACGAUGAGCAGAUGACUUGUGGGUUUUAGCUGAAAUGCUAGAUACUUAUCAACCCAAAAGAAAGGUAGUUGUAAAUAGUUCUGUAAGUCACGAGCAUACUUUCGUCACAUUGAGAGAAUUUUCUAUUGGCUCUCCUUUACAAUCAUAGUCAUUAAAUUUGUAAAUGGUCGUUAGUCAUUUAUGUACAGUAUUUAGCCCAUAUUGUGUUUAGAAAUUAAAUUUAACAGCUUUAAGAUUGCUUGUGCUUGUUAGGUAUUAUAUAUUUUUCCUUUUCACUUGUGAACAAAAGACCAAGUGUACACCUUACGGUGUCGCUGAGGAACUUACUUUAAAUUCCUUGAAUUGGUUAUGGGUCAAUUCGUGUUACCCUAUUUAAAGUGCACACUUAACAAACUAACACUUAAAAACAAAUUGAAUUUAGCCCCUGCAAACGUUUUGGGUAUAUUUUAUAUGUAACUAUGAAAGUGCAUUCAGAUUAAUUUAGGCUUAAUUUCAGCCACACUCUUGGGUCCACUGGACCUCUGAAGUAUUGGUUUUUUUAAUGCCUUCUAUUGUGAAAUUAUCUGACUGUUUUUUUUCCCACUGUACUUAGGAAUUAUUGAGUAUAGUUUGUGUUCCUCAAUAAAAUGGUGUUUAUAAAACACAAAACA